This is a messenger RNA of Hymenoscyphus albidus, 5200 nucleotides long. NCBI's taxonomy places the organism in Eukaryota, Fungi, Ascomycota, Leotiomycetes, Helotiales, Helotiaceae. The record is from the annotation of a GenBank genome assembly.
CGGCUCUGCUGGAUAUAGAGGCGUGAAUAGUGAAUAGGUAGUGAGUACGGUACUACACUACGUAGUGAAUACAGUACGAGUACUGAACAUCAUCACCACCCCGCAGAUCCGACACCGGCGAGUCGGAAGAAUCCAGUACAAAGUUCCCGCCAAGUCAUCAUCCACCACUAAAACCCUCGCCUGGGAUCCAACCCUCCCCUACCAAGCCGUCCUGCUCGACCGCAGCCGUUACGGUCUCCCUCAAAGUGACGUCCGAUCAGAGCCACCACCUUUUUUAAUUUCAAAGGCCAUUCCUCACCCAUCGACACCCAUUAUUUACACAAUCGGAUCCUGUAUCUGUCUAGCCCAUCCCACCACCCGUAGCGAAGCUCGUAGUUCGCGCAGGUCCUACUGCAGGCCACCCUCUGCCUGCCAGUUGCCAGUUACCAGUUGCCAUCCUGCUCUUCCGCCCACCAGCAUCAUCCAGCCAGACCUUUGCGCUCAUUGAUGCUUGGAAAGUAGCCACCCGGAUAGAGGCGGACACGCAGUACGCAGUGAGAGCAUCGCAUUGGGAAUCCCCUCACACUCGUUCCUACCACGGCCAACAUGUCGGCACCAACUCCCAAGAUGGGCACUCGCAGUCGAGGUGAGUUCGCUAGAGCCAGAGCCAGAGCCAGAGCCAUCUGGAGAAAUGCGGUCAAGAACGCAACGCUGACCAAGACAUUCCAUGACAGUCCUCUCCUUCAUGUCCAGCUUCGCGAAUCGAGAUGCACAAUCCCCAACCCCCAAAGCUGCUCCUUCCUCACAAGCCCCAUCCGAGCCCUUUCCAAAGUAUGAGCCCAACCGGCGAGACACGGCAAGGGAGCCACCGACCCAGGCAUAUGAUACGGAUGGCAGUUCUUCUCAACCCCAAUCCAGAACGAGAGAGCGAGCCCCUUCACGGCCAAUGUCAAUGGUACAGACCUACCAACCUCCUCUAAUGGACGUCAAUCAGGAUACUCUCCCGGAGCUGCAGCCCAUAUUUACCUUCCUGAACAGCCACGCGAACAAGCUGUACCAGGAGGGCUAUUUCUUGAAACUGGACGAUCAAAACACCCGUAUGUGUAUUCCUUCGCACCAUGUUACUUUUCUAAUCACCAGGAACAGAUGGUAAGGCCAAUACGGAUCGAACAUGGACCGAGUGCUUUGCGCAACUUGUGGGAACCGUACUGUCAUUGUGGGAUGCUGCUGAACUGGAUGCGGCUGGGCAAGAUGGGGAGGUGCUACCCAAAUUUAUCAAUUUGACAGACGCCUCAAUCAAAAUGGUAUGCAUUGAAGAAACGUAAGUUGCGGCAGUCAAUAUGCUAACUGCAAUAGAUUGAAUCACUGCCCACCCGAUCAGAUAACGAGGCCCCGCUGCAAAAUGUCCUCAGUAUUUCUACAGCCGGCCGCAACCGAUAUCUCUUGCAUUUCAACUCUCAUCAUUCUUUAGUGCAGUGGACGGCCGGAAUUCGACUCGCAAUGUUUGAGCAUGCCACGUUACAGGAGGCCUACACUGGAGCCUUGAUCGCCGGGAAAGGAAAGCAAGUCAACAACAUCAAUGUCAUUAUGGAGCGAGCGAGAGUCAAGCAUGAGGACUGGGCGCGUGUAAGAUUUGGAGCAGGAACACCAUGGCGACGAUGCUGGUGCGUCAUCACACCUCCAGACGAGAAAGAGGUCCAGAAGUUGCAAAAACAAGCCAACAAGAAGAGAUCCGCGUACGAUCGAUCCCGACCUCCAGUUCUAAAGGGCGACAUCAAGUUUUACGAAUCCAAGAAAACAAAGAAAGUCAAGCCAAUUGCUACUAUCACCGAAGCUUAUUCGGCUUAUGCAAUCUACCCUCAAUCCAAGCCUUUGAUAGAUGCUUCCACCUUGGUAAAAGUUGAGGGAUCAAUCAUGAUUCAUUCCAACCCGCCAUCAAUGACAGAGGGGUUUGUUUUUGUCAUGCCAGAGGUUCACCCUGCUGUGAGUGGCUUUGAAAUGAUGCUACGCUGGCUCUUCCCUGCGUAUGACACAUUCGCUUUAUAUGGACGACCGGGUCGAUUGAUUCCAGAUACAACGGACCCCAACAGUCUGAUGUUUGCCAUGCCAAAACACCGAAGAUAUGGCUACCUUGAGAUCUUGGAUGUGUCCGGUCUUAUCACUGAACAAGGGAGCGGCAGUUGGCGAGAAUCCGAAUGGCGACGAAGGAUGAAGGAGCUCACCAAAAAACGGAUGACAGCCAUUGAAAAUGGAAGUCAAAGGAACAGUCGAUACGGCAGCCGAAGAAGCACUCGUGCAAGCUUUGGGCCCUCCAGAAGCCGCAUUCAAUUUGAUGAUGCUGCUUCCGUGAGAUCUACUCCAUCGACGAGCUAUGGCCAAAGUGAUGGAGCGGGUAUUGUAGGAGCUUUGCCACGGGUCGAUUCUGCGCCUGUUCAAGCAGGGACCUUUGCUCCACCACCAAGAAUGGCAAAUCCGACCCACCAACGUUCGGUGUCUGAAACAAAUGGUCGUGAUCCUUAUGAGAACCAAAUGUCCAACUCUCCUUAUGAUGGGACCUACGAGCAAGGCCCACCUCCUCCGCCACACAAUAUGCCCAUGGCUAUUGGUCAUCCCGGGUCAGCACUUCGUUACCAAAACGAAAUGGCAACAACUCCAGAACGUGUGAGUUCCGAAGAUGAAAGUGCUGCACGAGAGACUCCUGUGCGAGAGUUGCAAGACCUUCAAACCACUUCUACUCCUGAGCCAGUUUCUGCACCGCCUGCAUUUUCACACGCCCCUGGUGCUUUACCAAUCACCGUACCAUAUCAUUCGCCAGAACUUAGAAGGGCCAAGAGCCGCAUGUCCACUACUACCUUAUCACAACUUGCCGGUGCUGGUGGAGCUGCUGCUACUUAUAAUGAAAAUGGUGCGAGGGAUAGCGAGGAGCAGAAAAGGGGAUAUGCGGAGGAUCAGAAAGGGGUACCAUACAACGCCAACAACCUAAAAGAGUUAAAUGCUAAUCAAGGUGGUUUGAAUGAAGGCCUGGUAGCACCAAGAAAUCGUCGCUUUUCUUUCGAAAAUUCCUCUCUUCAGUCAGAUAUCAAUAAUCCACAACCUCCCACGCAACAUUCAGAUAAUUUCACAAAUCCUCCUCUCCGAAACGAUUCCCAAGCUCCACCACCUCCAACUCAUGGCAAUACCCGUACGUAUGAACCGCCAAGUAUUUUCACUACCCCAAACCACACCCAAGGCCAUAAUUCCCAAACAUCAGUAGGUUCCACGUCUACCGUGAGCCCUCAUCAGCCUCCUCGGCUACAAACUAGCCAUAGCAUCGUUCGGAAACCUCUUCCAUCCAGGACAGCAACAUUGAAGGACCCAUCAUCUGUGAGCGAUGACGAUACACCAUCAAGUCUCAAGAGCUUAAGAAACCAUGUCAUUGACGAGGCUGCCUUUGAAAUGAUUGGACGUGACCAGAGAAUGCAGACAUUGCGAUCCGAAUACCAAAUCCACCGACAGAAUAGCGGCGCAAGUGUCUAUGAUGACGGUGCCUCCACUGCUUCUCCAGAUUACCCGAGCACGAGGCCAUCAAUCGAUAGCAAGAGAUCAAAAAAGUCCGUCGAAAAACCUCGAGCUGGUGUGAAGAAGACCGUGGGUGACCCAGAAUUUGAAACAUUCAACAACUUUCGCCAGUCUGUUCAUAUUGACUUUGGUCCAACAAUAAACUAUGCUGCUGAGGAACCACCUCGAAAACCAAGCCCUGGCCCCAAUCAAAGCUAUAAUGCAGGAUCACCCAGAGGACACUCACCCGGUUUGGGCAUGGACAAACACUCUUCUGACCGACCGCGCCAGCAGAGCCCUGCGGCAAGGCCUGACAGCGCUGGAGUCAUGAAUCGAAAUAGUGUAUCCCCUCAACAAAAUGCAAAUUAUCGUCAUAGUGUAGCCUGGCAACCGGGUCUUGCUGUUGCCACUCAUCCUGCUGCGAACUCACAGAGUAUUACUCCUGAGCAGUUUGUGGCUCAGAAAGCUGCCGCUGCUGUUGCCACUCCAAUGUAUGCUCAUCAAAGACAGCAUUCUAACCUUACUCUUGGACGUACAACACCUACCAUGAUGGGACGGGAUACACCUACACCGCCCCUUGUUCAUAAUCGUCCAAACGAUCAUUUGACCAAGCAAAGUCAUUCUCGUAAUACGUCAACCGAUAUGCUUGCCCGUCCAAGCGAUCAUUUGACCAAGCAAAGUCAUUCUCGUAACACCUCGACCGAUAUGCUUGCCCGUCCCAACUCGAGGACCGCUGGUGUUGCUCUUGGACCUGCUGUAAAUCCCAAGUUAUCGGCACGCGAACAGGAACAUAUUGCGCGGGCUACUGGAACACCACUCAUUAAUAUGGCACAGAACAAUCGCUCUUCAUCCGGAGGAGGUUUAGUUAAUGCUAUUGAAAACCGAGAGCACGAAAGGCAGCAAUUGAAGCAUGGUAUGAAUAGCCAGGCCGUUCAACAAGCAAUUGCUCAAAGACAACAGCAGCAGAUGUAUCAACAACAAUAUGCUGAACAACAGCAGCAGCAACAACAACAACAAAUGAUGCAGCAUCGUAUGUCUCAGCAACUCAAUAUGAAUCAAUACCAACAGCCACAGUAUCCAGUUCAAGGUCAAAGUCCAGGAUGGGGCAUGUCUCCGGCAGCGAAUGUCUUUGCGCAAGGCGGAGGGUGGGCUUCUCCUGGGUAUGCCCAAACUCCACCUGGUCGACAACCGUCGGGGCAAUACUUACCACAUCAACAAUAUUUCCCUCCCCAAAGUGGUCACCAAGGACGAGGAAAUAAUGGCGGCUAUCGCGGUCAUUAAUGAGCUACAUACACUACUUUGUUAUUAGCGAGCAUGGCGCUGGGGAGUUUAUGAAGAUUGAUUAUGUGAGGUCUUUUCAUGUCACGUGGGGUGGGAAGGGGGAGAUUCAUAGCGAUUCAUUCCAUGGAGUUUGCCUUUUUCUUCUUCGAUUUUCAUUUUUUUCUCGGAACACUUUUUUGAUUACUGCUACUCUUCAUAUGAAUUGCAUCAAGACAGCCUGACCAGAACCGGGGGCUUUUCUUCUUUGUGUUUGUUUACGUAGUGUAUUUUCGUAAGGCCUAGGUACCUACACUUUUUUCUGUUUUGUUUUGUAUUCUUUUUUGUAUCUGAGCAUAUUGCAUUGGUGGGUAUGACUGGUGGUUUUUCUGCAUGCAUACAUAAAUUUUGAGAUGAGGGAGGGGGU